Oreochromis aureus is the source of this 4003-nucleotide messenger RNA. Its product is annotated as zinc finger CCHC domain-containing protein 12-like. The transcript has 2 exons. The record is from RefSeq and is a predicted model, not a curated record. The coding region runs from base 972 to 2624 and encodes 550 amino acids. NCBI's taxonomy places the organism in Eukaryota, Metazoa, Chordata, Actinopteri, Cichliformes, Cichlidae. Gene Ontology annotation, molecular function: zinc ion binding; nucleic acid binding.
CGUGUAAACAUAAGUUUAAUUAAUAUGUACGUAUGUAUAUGUAAUAUAUAGAUGGUGUGGGGGCAGGACUUAGUUCUGUGGAGUGUGUUUGUUAGAUCCACUGAGCGACCAAUCAUUGGCCGGUCUGACCCCUCCCCCAGUCUGUGUGCGCUGCUCAGACACCUGUGCGUGCCUGCGUGUGCCAGCCAGAAAGCGCCAGAGACACAGACGGUGAACGGUCCGGUUACCCGUGCGGUGAAGAAGCUAGCUGGAUAGUAAAAGUCCUGUUUUCAGUGAGAAUAAUAAGAGUGAUACUGUACUCCAGAGGCCGUGAGCCAGCGUGAGCACUGUGAAGCCCCGUGUAGCAUUUGUUGCUUCACAUGGUCAGGUUUUUUUCCUUUGCUUAUUUGGAUUGGAUUGGUUUGGAGGACCUGAGAAGAAUCGAGGAUCCCUUUUCCAGUACUGGAUGGCGAGCCCAGCCCAAAGAGCCGGAUGAACUGGUAGAUUGUAACCCGACUGGUUACAAACACACUGAGUGACUGUUGAACAUUGACAGACUGAAAUUGACUUUAAAAAAGGACACAAAAGACAAUAUAUCCUUGGGUCGACCAUUUGUGGGGUUUAUUUUUAUUUUAUUUUGUUUUCAAAAGCGCGCUCUACUUUUGUUAAAUGUGCACAACCUGCUAAAUUUUAAUAAUUGCUAAUAAAUGCAAUUGUGUUUUCUACACCUACUGUGUGCAAGUCCUCUGUUGUCAUACACCCUUGGCUCCUACGAAUCUAGAACCUGUCUGAUCUGGCCCAUAUUUCCCUUCUGUCCUCGUACUGUGAUUAAAGGUAACUACACUGCCGUAGUACAUGCAAAGAAGGCAAGAAGUAGCACCACCAGUGUUACAUUAGUUACAAAAGUGGCGAGCCAGCCAGGAGCCUAGAGUGUUGUGUGACAACAUUGGAAUCCUCUUUGACCUUUGAUCAGACGCUCACAUACGGUGAAAAUGGAUUUUGUUGAGAAGUAUGCCGUUAAAGUACCAAAUGCCAUUAUUGUUAGCGGUGUUACAGGUAGAGAGGAAGACAAAGAGGUAUUUGAGUUUCUGGAGCAACAUGGUACUAUUCGUAGAGUGCUUGCUGUCGAUGAUGACUCUUCUGCAUUCCACAAAAGUCAGAUUGUAGAGUUUGAGUCCGGUGCAUCCAUUGAAAUAUUAGCACCUAAGCUGCCUUACCUCUUACAGUCCACUGACAAUCCAGAUGUCAGUUACCGCAUUCGAGCCUUAACGGACGUCUAUACUAAAACCGUAGGGAGCAGUGUUACUGAGGCUUACAUUAGCAACCUGAAGGGUUUAGCCAAGUUAAGUGGGAAGGAUUUCGAAGAAGUGUUGCGGGAGGCCAUGUCCACAAUGGGGAAGACCAUCGAAGCUGCUGAGACAGCUGAGAUAAACCCCGAAAAUGAUACUGCUGAUCAGACUUGCCCUGUGGUAGGAUCCACACAACUUGGAGCCUCACCUUCAGUCUUAACUGAACUGCCUCACCCUCCUGAACCCAUUCAGGGCACAUUCCAACGCCCCAUGAGACCAAACUUGACACCUCAAAUGUUGAGCCCAACUGACCUCAACCCACCAGAGGUUCAGAAAAUAGUAGUUGAGCAUGUUGUCAAGAGUGUUGAGAAGACAUCACAUGCUCACUCCACAUUAAGACUCAGAGCUUUCUCUGGCAAGAUGCCCAGACCUUACAGCGAAGCUGACUAUGAAACAUGGCGUUCUCACGUUGACUUGUUGAUGGGAGAUGCUUCUUUGUCUGAGUUGGAAAAAACUCGUAGGAUUCUUGAAAGUCUCCUUGCUCCCGCUUCUGAUGUCAUCCGCCCUCUUGGGCCAGAAGCCACUCCUGCAGACUAUCUUAAACUUCUGGAUUCAGCUUUUGGCACCGUCGAAGACGGUGAGGAGCUGUUUGUACGCUUUAUGAACACCCUCCAAGAUCACGGUGAAAAGCCCUCUGCUUAUCUGCUUCGGUUGCAGGUGGCACUCAAUCACACCGUGCGCAGAGGUGGGCUUGAACCACAUGAAGUAAACAAGCAGCUUCUUAAACAGUUUUACAGAGGCUGCUGGGAUGAUAACUUGCUAACGGAGUUGCAGUUGGAGCUAAAGCAUAAGGAGCCACCUACUUAUGCAGAGCUAUUGCUUGUCCUGCGUAUUGCAGAAAACCGACAAGAAGUUAAAAGCACACGAAUGAAGAAACACUUUAGUGCCACAAAACCAAAAGCAGUGUCUCAUGAACAGACGGUCACUCAAACAAAUGCAGAUAUUCGUCAAGCAGAGUCAGAUAGUCUAGAAGAGCUCAAAAAACAAGUUGCCGAUCUAAAAAGCCAAUUAGCUGCCGUCGUGAAGCCAAAGAAACAAGCAACAAUGAAGACAGUUCGAACAAGGAAACCUGAAAAUAAAAAACCUGACCAUGCCAAACCUGAAAACUCACCUCCAACCAGCCGCCCCAGUACUAGGCCCAAGCCCUGGUAUUGCUUCCGCUGUGGGGAGGAUGGACAUAUAGUAGCCACUUGUGAAUCGGAGCCCAAUCCUGCCCUUGUAGUUGCAAAACGAAAGGAACUAAGAGUGAGAAGGCAGAUAUGGGACCGGCAGAAUGACCAGCUUUCUUUAAACUAAAUUCUGCCUCCGUUGCGGGACAAAUGGAGGCUGAUGCUUUGUUAACCCGUCCCACCCAGGUUAAACAAAAAGCUUCACCUAAAAAGCGCGCCAGCCUAAAGUCACACACAAGAACAGAUUCCUUUGACCUUCCUAAAGGUCUAAUUGGUACAAAGAGUACUGCACAAGUGAAAGUUAAUGGUCACACAGUGAGUUGUUUGCUAGAUACUGGUUCCCAGGUGACUACAGUCCCCGAGUCCUACUAUCGUCAGCAUUUGUCCUCUCAUGAGAUUAAGCCAUUGUUUGAACUUUUAGAAGUUGAGGGUGCCAACGGUCAGUCUGUGCCUUACUUAGGCUACAUUGAACUGCAUGUCACUUUCCCAAAAGAAUUCCUUGGCAUUGAAGCUGAAGUGCCGACACUUGCCUUAGUUGUCCCCGAUGUGCGCACAGCUUCUCAGUCCUUAGUGCUAAUUGGGACAAACACAUUAGAUGUACUUUAUGAGCUGUACUCUGAUGCAUGCCAUGAACUGCAGCUGAACCUGCCAUAUGGCUAUAGGGCAGUUCUAAAAGUUCUUGAGUCACGUCACAAACAGUCCAAAGACAGUAGUCUUGGUUUAGUGACGAUGCACAACAAACAGCCACAGUCGAUUCCAGCAGGCCAAACUGUUGUUCUAGAUGGUGCUGUAGCUGUGUCAGCCGGUAACGGUGAAAAGUCAGUCUUGUUAGAGUAUCCACGAAUGUCAGCCUUACCUGGUGACAUCCUUGUGAAACCUUGUCUCAUAGACCUACCUGAACGAGCACCUUACCUUGUCCCAGUUGUACUUACCAAUGAAUCCGAACAUGAUGUGACGAUCCCUCUAAAUUGUGUCAUCGGAGAAGUCAGUGCAUAUCAAAGAGUUCUAUCUCACGAACACUCAGUGAGAACUCCAAGAUCCCGAACUGAGCAGAAGUCAAAUGUAACAUUUAACUUUGACUCUUCCCCUCUUAGCACUGAAUGGAAGGAGCGCAUAACCGAAAAGCUAAGCCAAAUGCCCGAAGUGUUCGCACAAAAUGAUCUCGACUUUGGAAAGACAGGUCAAGUGAAACACACAAUCAGAUUGUCAGAUGAAACACCGUUCAAGCAUAGAGCGCGUCCCAUCCAUCCGAACGACCUGGAAGCAGUCCGUAAGCACCUCAAAGAACUGCAAGAAGCUGGUGUGAUCAGGGAAUCUACCUCCCCUUUCUCUUCACCCAUUGUAGUCGUGCGGAAGAAAAAUGGUGAAGUCCACCUCUGUAUCGACUACAGAAAGCUUAACGCGCAGACUAUAAAAGAUGCUUACGCUCUCCCCAAUUUGGAGGAAACGUUUUCCACCUUGAUCGGGUCACAAUGGUUCUCUGUCCUGGAUUUAAAAUCGGGGUAC